Messenger RNA from Pristis pectinata (smalltooth sawfish), 5741 nucleotides. RefSeq lists its product as uncharacterized. The record is from RefSeq and is a predicted model, not a curated record. The coding region runs from base 1 to 5136 and encodes 1711 amino acids. NCBI's taxonomy places the organism in Eukaryota, Metazoa, Chordata, Chondrichthyes, Rhinopristiformes, Pristidae. Gene Ontology annotation, biological process: negative regulation of viral genome replication; regulation of ribonuclease activity; defense response to virus. The transcript is spliced from 22 exons. Gene Ontology annotation, molecular function: 2'-5'-oligoadenylate synthetase activity; protein binding; double-stranded RNA binding. Gene Ontology annotation, cellular component: membrane; cytosol; nucleoplasm.
AUGGUGAACGGUGAUGACAGAAUCAGAAGUGGGAAAGACUUCCGGGUCUGCAAUGGGAUCCUCCAGGCUGCGGCUCCCAUAGCAGCAAGGCCACAUUGUGCAGGGAUGAAUCCUUGUUCCCCAAGUGUCUUUGAUUGGCACAAGGUCAAAGUCAGAGGCAGCGAUAGCGUGAGCAAGAGGAGGGGCGGACAAACAGUUUAUAAAGAGGUUGCUGUCGCUUCAGCUCCGCAGUUGCGGGAGAGUCUGAGGGCUGCAAGCAAAUCCUCAGUUCUGAAGGGGCUGCCUGUGAAGAAGAGACGCUCAGUAACGAUGGCCCUGUACCGCAUCGAGUCCAAGAAGCUGGACGACUUCAUUAAAAGGAACUUGGAGCCAAGCGGAUUUAAUAUCGACGUGAGAAAUGCAGUGCACAGGAUCUGCGAAUUUUUAAAGAAUCAAUGUUUCGUCAGACAACCCAAUAUUAAAGUGAUCCGAGCCGUUAAGGGUGGAUCAUCAGGGAAAGGAACAGCUUUAAAAAAUUGCUCAGAUGCAGAUCUUGUCAUCUUCCUCAGUUGCUUCGAGAGUUUCCAGGACCAGAGAGACACCAGGCUUGAAGUUCUUGAGGAAAUUCAGAAAAUGCUGGAAAAAUGUUCUGAAAGCCUUGCGUAUGAGAUCAGUGGUAUCAGUAUCACCACAAUAAGGCAAAGCAGCAUGCCACCAAAAUCUAUGAGCUUUGAAGUGAAAUCAAGGAAGACUUCAGAGAGUGUGUCAUUUGAUGUUCUGCCAACCUAUGAUGCAUUAACAGCACAGAAUAAUGCAAAUGAAGCACAUCUCAAACUAAUCGAAUUUCUAAACAAGAAUGUGAGCACAGACGGAGAAUUUUCUCCUUGCUUUACCGAACUUCAGAGAAAAUUUGUGAAAAAGUGUUGUUCAAAAGUCAAAGACUUAAUUCGCCUGGUGAAAUAUUGGUACAAUGAGCAUGUCAAACCACGGAAACGAGAGCUGAGAAAUGGAGCACGACUGCCUGCAAAGUAUGCCUUAGAGCUAUUGACCAUCUAUGCCUGGGAACAAGGUAAUCACAAAGAGAACUUUGACAUGGCUGAGGGGUUCCGCACUGUCCUGGAAUUGAUCUGCAAGUAUCAGAAACUGUGCAUCUACUGGACUGACUACUACAAUGUCAAUAAUACAACCUUGGCAGAGUUUUUAAUCAAGAAACUCCGUAACAGGAGACCAAUAAUUCUUGAUCCAGCUGAUCCAACUGGAAAUGUGGCUUCAUCUGAUGGUUGGAAUGUGUUGGAAAGUGAAGCCCGGAAAUGCCUAAGCAUGCCUUGUGUCUCUUACAUCAGAGCAUGGGAUGUCCAGCUGGUGAAGACAUUUGAAGUCACUGUGACUGCCCUGAAUGGUAGCUCAUUACAACUAAGUGUCAACAUUGACAACAAGAUCUCUGAGAUCAAACGCAGCAUCCAGGAAAAGUGGAACAUCCCAGCUUCCCAGCAACGCCUGGUAUCCAAUGGAGCCAUUCUGAAUGAAGGGAUCACCUUGUUGGAUUCCAAGAUCUUCUUUAAUGCACAAAUUCAGCUACUCAUGCUAAAUGCCAUGGAGAUAUUUGUCAGUUUGGAUGGGCGUAGCGAGAUAAUUCAGGUUUCGCCAAAUGACAAGGUUUCAAGUUUAAAAGUUAAAGUUGAAUCUCUGAAGCAAAUCCGGCCAAGCCAGUACUACUUGACCUUUCAGUCACAGCCACUUGAAGAUGAACGUACUCUGCAAUAUUAUGGCAUUAAGCAACAUUCUACCAUCAUUGUCAACCUGCGACUGCGUGGUGGCAGAGAGUCUGUGGGGUGGAAGCAAGUCUUUAAUGCUGAAGGGUUGUCUGCAAGGAGGAACAUGUGCUCAGUAACGAUGGACCUCUACCACACAGAGCCCAGGAGGCUGGAUGACUUCAUUAAAAGAAACUUAGAGCCAGUCGGAUUUAAUGCUGAUGUGAGACAGGCUGUGCACAGGAUCUGCGAAUUUUUAAAGAAUCAGUGUUUUACUAGACAACCCAACAUUAAAGUGAUCAGAGCCGUUAAGGGUGGGUCAUCAGGGAAAGGAACAGCUUUAAAAAACCACUCAGAUGCAGAUCUUGUCGUCUUCCUCAGUUGCUUCAAAAGUUUUCAGGACCAGAGAGACACCAGGCUUGAAGUUCUUCAGGAAAUUCAGCAAAUGCUGGAAAAAUACUCUGCAAGUCUUGUGUAUGAGAUCAGUGAUAUCAGUAUCAACUCAAUAAAGCAAAACACCAUCCCACCAAAAUCUCUGAGCUUUGUAUUGGAAUCAAAGAAGACUUCAGAGAGUGUGUCAUUUGAUGUUCUGCCAACCUAUGAUGCAUUAAACGGCCAGCACAACACAAAUGAAGCACAUCUUGAACUAAUCAAGUUUGAAAGUAAAAAUAAGAACUCAGGUGGUGAAUUUUCUGCCUGCUUUACUGAACUUCAGAGAGCAUUUGUGAAAGCGUAUUCUUCAAAAGUCAAAGAUUUGAUUCGCUUGCUGAAAUAUUGGUACAUGCAGUACGUCAAGCCAAGGACAUCAGAGUUGAGAGCUGAAGCAAAACUGCCACCAAAGUAUGCAUUGGAGUUAUUGACUAUCCAUGCCUGGGAACAAGGUAGUCACAACGACAGCUUUGACACGGCUGAAGGGUUCCGCACGGUCCUGGAAUUGAUCUGCAGGUAUCGGGAACUGUGCAUCUACUGGACUGACUACUACAAUGUCAAUAAUGCAGUGUUGGCAAACUUUUUAAUCAAGAAACUCAGUGAGAAGAGACCAAUAAUUCUUGACCCAGCUGUUCCAACUGGAAAUGUGGCUUCAUCAGAUGGUUGGAAUGUGAUGGAAAAUGAAGCCAGGAAAUGCCUACACAUGCCUUGUGUCUCGUAUGUCAGGGCAUGGGAUGUCCAGCCAGUGAAGAAGUUUAGGAUCACAGUGACUGCUCUGGAUGGGAGAUCAUUACAACUAAAUGCCAACAUUUACACCAACAUCUCUGAGAUCAAAUGCAACAUUGAACGAGAGUGGAAUAUUCCAGCUCCACAGCAACGCCUGGGUUUCAACGGCACCAUUGUGCAUGAUGGCAAAACCUUGUUGGAUUCCAAGAUCAUCUUUGACACAGAGAUUCAGCUGCUCAGGCUAUUUGAAAUAAUUGUCCGGUCACCAGAGAGGAACCUGACAAUUAAGGUUUUGGAAAAUGACAAGGUUUCAAGUUUAAAAGAUAAAAUUGAAUCUUUGGCACAAAGCCAGUACUACUUGACCUUUAAAUCACAGCCACUUGAAGAUGAACGUACCCUGCAAUAUUAUGGCAUUGAGCAACAUUCUACCAUCAUUGCCAACCUGCGACUGCGUGGUGGCAGCGAGAUUCAACUCUUUAACGCAGAGGAUCGAAAGAGAUUUCAGUUCAUUGGUGUCCGAGUGUCAGCGAGGGGGCCGCCUCCGGGGUACUUUUGGCGCCGAGUCACGGCUCUGGGCUGGUCGGGUGUUGGGGACGCUGCCGAUCUCACCGCUCGGCGUCUCCCCGUCCCCCGCCUGCCCCCGUCCCGGGUCACGGAGCCUGGCUUCUUGCGGACAAGAGGAAGCCUGGUGAUGUCAAGGGUCCUUUGGACGCAAACGUCGACUACCCCUUUGCCUCCAGAGCUGCCACCAGCUUGUUGUUUUUUGUUUGCAUCUGACCAAUUGUCUGCCUUUCACGUUUGCAGCAAUGAGUCAGCCUUUCCUGUGCUGGGUUUCCUUCUGACAGAUGGCAGACUCAGAAAUCGAAACUCAAGGAGAAAAGAACGAGGAAGUAGAAACCAACUGCAAUUAAAAAAAACUCCCAAAUUGGGUUUAUUACCAAAGUCCGGUUUCGGUCGCUGGAACGUGAAGAAAAAAAUCAUGAGUCAACAUAUGGAUUUGCUUCAAACACCUCCCCGUAAACUGGAUACAUUUAUUUACAAUUAUCUCCAACCUGAUGAAAGAUUUCUGAAGCAAGUUGGUGAGACCGUGGACAAGAUCUGUUCUUUCUUAAAGGAACAGUGUUCCUCCAUUAAAAUCAGUAAAACUGUGAAGGGUGGCUCCCUUGGAAAAGGAACAGCUUUAAAAAAUGGCUCGGAUGCAGACCUGGUUAUCUUUCUCAACCACUUCAGAUGUUUUCGAGACCAAAAGAGAAACCGGGCUGAAAUAUUGAGCACAAUUCGUGAGAUGCUGGAGAGAUGUGGGGAUUGCAUUGGACAUGAGAUCAUCAUGUCAAAGCCCAAAAUAAUUCCCUCUCAUUCUUCUCCUCGUUCCCUGAACUUCCAGUUUAGAUCCAGAGAAUCCUCCGAUUCUGUUGAGGUUGAUGUUCUCCCUGCAUUUGAUGCUUUAGGUCAGCUAACAAGGAACUGUCCGAAUCCUCAGGUCUAUGUAGACCUGAUUAAUACUGGAGAGCCUGGAGGAGAAUUUUCAACUUGUUUCACCGAACUUCAAAGGAACUUUGUAAAGUCCCGUCCUGCGAAACUUAAAGGCCUCAUUCGACUUGUGAAGCACUGGUAUACUGAGUUUGUCCGUCGUCCAUUCAAAUCUCAUCUGGGAAGUGGACAGUUUCUCCCACCUAAGUAUGCUCUGGAGCUGCUGGUCAUCUAUGCAUGGGAGAGUGCCAGGAAGGGCGAGGAUUUCAGCACUGCGGAAGGAUUACGCACAGUUCUGGAACUGAUUGUCCAAUACAAAGACCUGUGGGUGUUUUGGACAAUGAACUAUAACUUUGACUCUCACAUUUUUGGCAAGUUCCUGGAAGAUAAACUUCAAGAACAAAAGCCAAUGAUUCUCGACCCUGCAGAUCCAACAGGCAAUGUUGCUGGAAAUGCUAGAUGGGACCUAGUUGCAAGCGUUGCUGAAAACUCUUUAAGGCAGGACUGUGUGAAAAACGUCACCUCCUGGAAUGUUAAGCCAGUGAAGAGCAUUUCAGUUUCUGUGAAGUGUGUGGUCAAUUCUUUGCCUGUCAACCCCUUCCACUCUAUUGAAUGUAUUAAGAAAUAUAUUGAGAACCAGACAGAACGAUCAAUGUCCAAUUAUUACCUGGAAUGGAACGACCAAAUGCUGGAGGAAGCAAGCUCACUGUCUGAUUAUGGAAUUUUCUAUGAUGUUACCUUCUUGUUGAAAGAACAUCCCUCUUGGUGCAUCUUACUGUAACAAAGGUUUGCCCAAAGAAUCACGAUGAGCAUGGCAAGAAAUGUCAAAAUGCCAACCAAACACAACAAAUCACUGCAGAUGUUUUAGUAUGUAAUGCAGUCCCUAGCAGUAUCUCACUGAAGUAAAUUUACACCUGGAAAAUCCAACAAAUUGAACUUCUGAUUUUUGGUGUCAAAUGGAUCAUUAAUAUUUCUUAUUGGGAAUGUGGUAGAGGGAGCGAUGAAACUGGGGCAUUCUCCCUGAAUCAGAGAAGAUUAGGGGAGACUUGGUAAAGAUGUGCGCUUCUGAUAGGGUGAAACUGCACUGGUAGGGAGUUGGUAAUCAGAGAACAUGUACCUGUUGGAUGCUCCUGCCUUGCAUGUGUCUUGGAGGGAAAAGAUUUAAAGUCUUUUCAUUAAUUAAUGAAAUAAUUGGGUAAAUAGGGGAAAACUAGUCAAUGGUGCUAAAUGGGCAAUUAGUCCAAUGACCUAGCUUCAUUAUGAUGGGUUAAGUGCCUUCUUUAUAAUUUAUAAUCUUACAUUUCUGUCCUAAAGAAUAAAAUUUCACUAAUUUGCUGGUGCUGAUUUAAACUGUGUUCCUGAUGUAUUAAAUAAACUCAAUUUUGC